AAGCCAAUCCAAUCUUGAGAAGCAGCAGCAGACAAGACAGCAGCAGCAGCAUGUCUGCUAAGAAGUUUAUACCGGUUGUGGAACGUUUUCCUAAGCACUACCAGCGUUUUCUCAAGGAACUGGAGAAGCCGUCUGCUGCUGUACACUACAAAGAGUAUCCAGAGAAGUAUAUUAAGGAUCCCGAAACGAAGGAAAUAAAAAGGGUACAAAAUGUACCCAUACCUGUUCUAUAUCCAGAAGAAUGUCAGAAGGGCAUAUGGGGCGGAGAAGGCAUCAUUAAGGGAUACAUGCCCUUGCCCAAAUUCAACAAGAGAUAUGCGAAGUACUUCACCCCUUCCUUGAAACGUAUUGUCGUCUACAGCGAAAUCCUUGAUAAGUACAUGAUGGUAACUGCGACUGAGAGGACCAUUCUACUCAUCAACAAACAUUUUGGAUUUGACAACUACAUUCUUCAGACUCCCGUACAAGACUUGAAAUCCCAGCUUGCUCUGGACUUGAGGCGUAAAAUGCUUUUGGCCCUGGCCAGGAAGGACCUCUAUCUCGGUGACCCAAAGAAGCGAGAAGAAGUGAUUGAGAAAUACAAAGAGCACAUUGUUCCUGAAGAAGAAGCUGAAUGGUUUGGAUUAACGUUUGAACAAGCCGAGAAGAAGCUCAUAGACUGUGAAGAUGCGGUUGAGCCGCAGCCACUGAAAUACCAGUUUUUGAAAGAUUACCUAGAGGAGUUGAAAGUGCAAAAAGAGAGCAAACUUCAACCACAAAAGCAGACUAGCUGGGUUUCCAGAAUGAAUCCUUUUCGAAGAACUUCUCCCCCAGAGGGCACAGAGCAAGUUCCAUCUUGAAGCUAGGUUAGCACUUUUUGUUAUUUUUUAGACUGAGUUGAACCGUCACUGGUGGUCGUUUGGAGGAGGUCCUAAAAGUAGUGUGUUAACGCAGUCACUAGUUGGUGAUAUUGUUUUUUUUUUUUUUUUUAAUAAAAGGAUUCUUGCAAAGUGG
Messenger RNA from Ornithodoros turicata, 993 nucleotides. It is a transcript of the gene mRpL28, whose product is annotated as large ribosomal subunit protein bL28m-like. Gene Ontology annotation, cellular component: mitochondrial large ribosomal subunit. The transcript has 6 exons. Lineage: Eukaryota; Metazoa; Arthropoda; Arachnida; Ixodida; Argasidae. Gene Ontology annotation, molecular function: structural constituent of ribosome. The record is from RefSeq and is a predicted model, not a curated record. Bases 51 to 839 code for a protein of 262 amino acids.